Molecule: messenger RNA, 516 nt
Organism: Meyerozyma guilliermondii ATCC 6260
Lineage: Eukaryota; Fungi; Ascomycota; Pichiomycetes; Serinales; Debaryomycetaceae
Exons: 1
Coding region: 1-516 (171 amino acids)
Source: RefSeq, a predicted model, not a curated record
AUGUGCAAGCCCGAUACCCAAGGCGACAGUCACAAUGCCGAAUGCUAUCACCGUCGCAUGAGACACCAAGACCAAGCGGCCACCUUUGGCGUCGGGGUUGACGUAUGCCUUGUAGACGUCGUGGGUGACCAUGGCGGAAAUGGCGAUAGUUUCGGAAGAAAAUGCAGCAGUAACCGCCAUGAAAAUCAUCGUCAACACCAUGGCCACACCAGACCGACCCAUCAACGCCUGAGGCUGCAUAAGGUAGCACCAAGCCUGCGCCGAUUUCCUCGGCAGACAUCAAGUCUGGGAAUGUGGGAAAGCUGGGAUGUGUUUCUAAGCCGGCAGCAGCCAAACCCAUCGUUGUGGACAAGCAGAACGGCAACGAGAACCAUGCUAGCCCACCCAAAAUGUACCCUCUUACCAAGUAUUUGGGGUCGGCAGCAAUGGCCUUUUGAAAAAGCUGUGAGUCGCAAGCUGCUGCAAAGCCAGCGCCAAAAAGAACCAAGCCGAAGAGACCGCCUUGGACAGAGUUGA